AUGCCAUUCCUGAUCGCCGCGCUGCAAGUUUGGAAACUGCGCAGCAGGGAAAAGGAGGAGCUGGCUCAAUUAGUUCGGACUUCUGGCCAGCAAUUAGACAGCGUGGAGCGCUCAUGGCGAGAUUCCCACGCCAGUACCUGUUUCGGCCAAACACACAAAAGUAUACAUUCACUUGCUUGUCAAAUUAAUCCGAAUCGGAAAAGUCCCCUGCGAGACAGAAAAAAGAAGAUUGAUGGACACACGAGUAGAAAGAGGUAUAAAGUCGAGAAAGUGGCAGAUAGAACAAGGAUCGGCAAGCUGGCGAUAAUACAUCGAUGCUCCCAUGUCGAAAAUAUCGAGCCGGAGAUAAUUCCGCGUUGGUGGAGCGGCGGAGUAGCUGGGGCUUUUGCCCAAUUUUUUACGGCACCCUUCGACCUCAUCGAGUCUCGAAUGGUCGUCAGCCAUAAAGAUGUGGGCAUGGCUUCCAGCUUGAGGAGCGCUGUUCGGAAGCAUGGUUUCUUUUCCCUGUACGACGGCUUGAGCGCCCAGUUGUUAAGGCAGCUAACUUACACAACGCUUCGGUUUCAUCUGUACGAAGUGGGCAAGGAUCAGAUGGAAGAUCCUGUGGACUGGCUGGAUAAGAUAUUUGUAGCUGGCUUGGCCGGAUGUACGUCAGGCAUGGUGGGAAUACCCACGGAGCUGAUCAACACGCGGAUGCAAGUGAACCGCGUCCUUCCCAAGAGACUUCAGUGGAACUACCGCCACGUCUUCCACGGCCUUUAUCGCGUGACCAAGGACGAGGGAUGGAGAGCUCUAUUCCGUGGAUGUCUUUUUGCGUUUGUGAGGUCAGGAUUUGUCACCAUCGGCCAGAAUGGAGCCUACGAUCAGGCAAAGGAAACGUACAUGGAAUUAUUCAAAAUGAAGCACGACGACACAUUUCUGCAUCUAAUAAGUUCUGUAACCGCUGCUUGUAUCUGCGUUCCGAUCGUCCAGCCCAUAGAGAACUUGAGGACCCUCGCGAUGGUGGACUCUAGUGGUUUGACAAAAGCGAUGGGCUUUAUGAUGCGCUUCGGGCUGCGAGGUCUUUUUCGCGGCAUGGUGCCCUGCCUACUGCGAAUGGUGCCCAAUACGAUAAUUACGUUUUUGACCUUCGAGCAAAUCCGUGUUCGUUUUGGGUACUAUGAAAUCGAGGAGCUCAGCAGUUAGCACGAAGCCUCUGCUUCCACAGCUUGAAUCAUUAGGUCAGAAGGAUCACAAGUAUUUUUUAGUCUGUUCCAAAACUUUUUUACCAUUGUCAAUAAAAAGUAAACCAAUGAUUACAUA
This is a messenger RNA of Drosophila ficusphila, 1302 nucleotides long. Its product is annotated as mitochondrial dicarboxylate carrier. The transcript has 5 exons. Gene Ontology annotation, biological process: phosphate ion transmembrane transport; succinate transmembrane transport; malate transmembrane transport. Gene Ontology annotation, molecular function: oxaloacetate transmembrane transporter activity; succinate transmembrane transporter activity; antiporter activity. Lineage: Eukaryota; Metazoa; Arthropoda; Insecta; Diptera; Drosophilidae. Bases 1 to 1185 code for a protein of 394 amino acids. The record is from RefSeq and is a predicted model, not a curated record.